Molecule: messenger RNA, 1443 nt
Organism: Eremothecium gossypii ATCC 10895
Lineage: Eukaryota; Fungi; Ascomycota; Saccharomycetes; Saccharomycetales; Saccharomycetaceae
Gene: PDE2
Product: 3',5'-cyclic-nucleotide phosphodiesterase PDE2
Exons: 1
Coding region: 1-1443 (480 amino acids)
Biological process (GO): signal transduction
Molecular function (GO): 3',5'-cyclic-nucleotide phosphodiesterase activity
Source: RefSeq, marked provisional
AUGGCGACAGUAUACUUGGUGAAUUGCGGAACGGAUGCGGAGGUAGCGGAAGAUGAAGAGUCGCCGUACGUAUCAGUGGUGGUGGAGGGGGUGCCUGAACUUCUGCGGGAGAUGUUCCGGGCUCGGUUGGGUAGCGAGCGGGACUACGAAGGCGAGAUGUCAAUUGUGGUCUACGACGACCAGGAGCAGGAGCUGAGUGUGCAUCAGCUGCAAGAGCUGGUGCAGAACUUUAUGCCCUGCUUGAACAUUGCGGUGACCGGAGUGGAAGGCUGGCGGGCGACGGUGCGCGCAACGCUUGAAGCAGCGGCGCACAGCGGAAGAGCGAACGGGAGUCAGUACUGGAUGUACGCGGAGAGUGCAGGCGAGCACUCGCGGUGCUCAUUUAAAAUGUACUCCAUGGCAAAGCACCUCUCGUCUCUCGGCGAUACACAUGGGGAAAAAAGUAAUGAAUACCGGAGGUACCUCAUGAGGCACGUGAACCCUUCGGACCUUGUGGUGGUGCCUCACGACGACAACCAUUACUGGUCGUUGCUCGAUACGUGGUCGUUCAAUGCACACGCACUGGAUAUUGUGGAACUCAUAUGGUGUGCGAAGUUGGUGAUCUCGAAGCUUUGCACGGCCGCGGCGACUGCUUGUCCUGAGCCAGUGGGGAUCAUCCUGCUGCUGCUGCACCUGGAAUGCAGCUACCACCAGGGGAAUAAAUUCCACAACUUCAGACACGCGGUGGAUGUUAUGCAGGCAACAUACCAGCUUUGCGAUUUGCUAAAACUGGAUCCGGGUAUCUCACUGACGCUCUGUAUCUCCGCAAUUGGACACGAUGUGGCACACCCGGGCACGAACAACGCGUUGAUGUGUAAAUAUGGAUCUCCUGUUGCGAAGCACUACAAUGGCGUCUCUGUGCUGGAGAACUUCCACAGCGAUGUCUUCAUUAGCAUAUUAGGCCAACACUGGCCCGAAUUCUCUGACGUUGUGCAGCGGCAAGCGAUAAGAGAUGCUAUCAUAUCCACCGACAUGGCGUUACAUGAGCAGUAUCUCCUUAAGCUGAGGUCCUGUGGUACACGAUCUUUGCGAGAAGAUAUCCCAUUACUGACAUCGCUGAUAAUAAAGGCGGCUGACAUUUCCAACGUCUCGCGUCCUCUUAUAAUUUCUGCCCAAUGGGCAGUUCUGAUAUCUUAUGAGUUUGAUCACUGCACCUUUCUCGAAAACAGACUGAAGAAUGAACCUCAUAACGAGGGCGAAGGUAUGAUGGACGAUCUGGAUAGGGUACCGGACUCUAUAGACGAGAUAGUGUCAAAGUUCCCUGGGAUACCCGGAGGCCAACUUUUCUUCAUCACGACCUUCGUAGAAGGUUUAUUUGCAGGUCUGGCUGAAAAAUUCGGAGAACUCAAGUUUCUGAGUGACAAUGUACAAUCUAACAAGAGUUUUUGGCUCCAGCUGGUGUAA